Molecule: messenger RNA, 435 nt
Organism: Opisthorchis viverrini
Lineage: Eukaryota; Metazoa; Platyhelminthes; Trematoda; Opisthorchiida; Opisthorchiidae
Exons: 4
Coding region: 1-435 (144 amino acids)
Source: RefSeq, a predicted model, not a curated record
AUGAUUCGCAGCAUCUUCCUUUCCAGCACGCUGCAGAAGAUAGGCUUGUUGCGUUCUGCAAAAAAGAAAAGACAAAGAUGGUACGUCGACAAAGAUAAUGAGCCGAUGGAACUACGGCGGUUAUUAGCAGUGCCUUCGGUUUCCUGUCACGUGGAGGAAUUAUCCAGAUUGGCCGAUCAGCCGCUCAAGCAGUCAUUCAGUUCAGGAACGGCCGACGGUGACGAAUCUUCAGGCAACCGAGCGCUAUAUGCCUUGCUCGAAAAAGUGGAUAACUCCACCAACACCACCGAACUGCUUGAUGUGGCAUCAGAAUCGUUCAGAACUUACCUGGGAUUGGAAGUUCUGUUUCCCAAAGUGUCCACGCCCACUGGCGAUGAGUUCGAUGUGCCAGAGCAAGAUCUCCAGGGGGCAGGUCCUCCGGAUCAACUCCCGUAG